Messenger RNA from Rhineura floridana, 2360 nucleotides. RefSeq names its product phosphatidylinositol glycan anchor biosynthesis class S (gene PIGS). Gene Ontology annotation, biological process: attachment of GPI anchor to protein. The record is from RefSeq and is a predicted model, not a curated record. The transcript is spliced from 12 exons. NCBI's taxonomy places the organism in Eukaryota, Metazoa, Chordata, Lepidosauria, Squamata, Rhineuridae. The coding region runs from base 64 to 1743 and encodes 559 amino acids. Gene Ontology annotation, cellular component: GPI-anchor transamidase complex.
UGUUGGACGACAUCAGCUCCGCCCUACAGCAGUGCUGGCCAGGGGCGGCUUCCGGGAGCGAGGAUGGCGGCCGAUGCCAGCGCCGUUGCAGCGAUUGAUGCGGCAGAGAAAGCGCGAGGGAAAUACGCCGCGCUCUCCUUCGCCACCAUCGCCAUCGUGGUGGGGCUGCCUCUCUGGUGGAAGACGACGGAGACCUACCGAGCUUCGCUGCCUUACUCUGAGAUCGCCGAGUUGGACACGCUUCGGUUCCAGCUGACAGUGCCCAUCUCGGUCGUGUUUGCCAAAGGGUCCCUGCUGGGAGACCAGGAGCGGAAACUCCCAUUUAGAAAGACACAGGAGGUGGAGAUCCCCUUGCACUCCAAGACCAGCGUGACGUCCCGCUACGAGGUGUCUUACCGCCGUGCCACUUCUCAGGAGGAGAAGGCCUUGUCGCAGGCUUCAGCCCAAGAGGCGGAUGACCAGCUGCUUCCGAUGCAAGGGGCCACAGCCGGCUCGCUCACAAUAUACGUGAUCCUAAGGGAUUCUUUUCUCCUACCACAGGAGGUUGCCGUUUACAUUGGCAAGCACCGCAGCGCCGUGAUGAGGGCCCCUCGGGGCACAGAAGACAUGCUGGCGGCUGUGGCCACCCAAGUCCAAGAGGUGGCCCAUGCCAUGUCCUUCACUCCGGAGUCCAUCGCAGAGGCCCUCUCUGACCGCAUCCCCAUAGGCCAGCCGGGCACCGAAUGGAAGCGCCCUUUCAAGUCCAGUUUGGGGUACGAGAUCACCUUCAGCUUGCUGAACCCUGACCCAAGCGCGCACAGGGUCUCCUGGGACAUCGAGGGAGCCAUCGAGCGCUACGUGAAGCCCCUGUUGGGGAAACUGAGCAUGGUGGCAGAAUUCUCUGUGGACUCUCAGAUUCUGUACUAUGCCGCGCUGGGGGUCACGCCCCGCUUCGACGCAGGCUCCUCCGGCUACAUCCUGAGUGCAUACAGCCUCCCACACGUCAUUAAUCCCGUGGAAGCCAGGCUGGGAUCCAGCGCUGCCUCACUCUACCCCGUACUUAAUUUCCUGUUGUACGUGCCGGAGCGCUUGCACUCCCCCCUCUACAUCCAGGACAAGGACGGGGCUCCCGUGCCAACCAAUGCUUUCCACAGCCCCCGCUGGGGCGGGAUCAUGGUGUACAACGUCGACCCCGAAGCAGCCAACGAGACCUUGCUCCCAAGGAGGGUGGAUGUCGACAUGGUGCGGGUGAUGGAGGUGUUCCUGGCUCAGCUGCGGUUGCUGUUUGGGAUCUUGCCUGGGCCGCUGCCAGGUGGGGCCAUCCUGGCAAAUCCUGGGAACGAGGGUCUCUCCGACUGGGAGCUGGACCGCCUGCUGUGGGCUCGCACGGUGGAAAACGUGGCCACGGUGUCCACCACCCUCACUUCCCUGGCUGAGCUGCUGGACAAGAUCAGCAACAUUGUCAUCAAGGACGACGUGGCUUCUCAGGUGUACCAUGCCGUGGAGUUUGCCCAGGAGGCCAUAGCGGAGCUCAGCCGGGGCCACUUGGACUCUGCCUUCCAGGCCAGCAAGGCUGCCAUCACGUCCUCUGAACGGGCCUUUUUCGACCCUUCCCUCCUCCACCUCCUCUACUUCCCCGAUGACCAGAAAUUUGCCAUCUACAUUCCCCUCUUCCUCCCCAUGGCCGUCCCCAUCCUCCUGUCUCUGGUGAAGAUCGUCCGGGAGAUGAAGCAGAGCAAGAAAGGAACGAUAAAAGUGGACUGAGACCCUCCUCUUCCUCCUCGUCCCGGCCGCCGUGGACAUCUAGCACAGGCGGUGACGGAGGAGUCCGGAGCGCAUGGAGCAUGGGUGCAUCUCUCUCUUCUGGGGAGGGUUGCUGCAGCCUCAUCUUGACCGGUGUGUGUGUGUGUGGGGGGAUAGUCUGCAGCUUCUGAUCUUCACCAGCCUCUUUACAGGGUCUGCAACAGGAUUCAAGGGACGGUAGAGAAGAGUCUGUGAUAGGUUGGCGAUCGUCUCCCAUUUAAAGAAGAAUAUUAACAGUGUUUUGGGAUUUAUUUCCCUGCCAGUUUGUGUGUGCGUGCAUGUUUUAAAAAACAACCUCAGAAUUUCCCUUUUGCAGGAAGAAGCUUAGUGAUGGUGCCUUGGGGUGUAACAUGCCUUUCCUGUCGUUUCCGCCCCCUCUCCCCUAGCCAUUCCAGGGGUGGUGCUUUCCCCCCUCGUGAUCUUCGCUGGCAAGGGAGGCACCGGCUGGGCUUUUCAUGUGCCAUGCAAAGCUUGAGCCCAAAGGCAGUCCUGCCCUUCUCAUCGGCCAGGGGUCCCCCACUCUACCUGUGUAAAAAGGACGCAUUUGGAUGUUCAGUAAAAGUCGGGUUGGAUUGAAA